CAUACUUUCGCAAGUUGCGCCGGAAAUCCGUCCACUUCGAUGUCAUGGCCCGCCUUGGAGCGUCGCCGGCCACGGCCCUACAGGGCACCGCAUUUGCCGGCCGUGGCCAGCUUGCCCGUGCUGCCGGCGCCAACAGUGCAUUUGUACGAGCACAUUCACGAGCACCAUCAUUACUUUUACAGGCCCGAGCAAGGACAGGUCAAGGAGACGCCCAUCACUGAAGAAGUGAGACCAGAGGAGGGACCGGUCACUGAGCAGAUGGUCACCGUCGAAACCAGAUUGGAGCGCCGGAGAUCGACUGUGGAGCGUUCGAACGCUCCCAAGCGACGUGCCAGCAAAGCUGAAGAAGCUGAGCCGAUGACGAUCCCGCGGAUUGUGGUGGAGCAGGUGGAUGGCCCACCUUCGUCAAGUCAGUCUCAAACAGACUUGGAGGAGCCGCCCGCGCCCAACGAGGCGGAGGCGGAAGAUCCGUUCCCGCGGUGGAAGAAGACGUCGAGACCCAAGCCGAAGCCAAUACCGAAACCUGCCAUGGAUUUCCUGAAAGAGCCCAAGCGGCUGGACCCACGGGAGGAGGGCGACAUGAGCCGCAGCUCCUCCAGAUCCUCCGUCCGGUCCAUCAAUUCCCAGCAGAGCCAUCGGGCGAGCGUUCGGAGGAAGGCCAAGGCCCCAACAGCUCCAGUGAACGCAGAGGAUGAGGAUUCGGUGGAUCCUUUGUCAUUGCGGCUGAAGCUCAUCCAGGACGAGCAGAAGUGGUCAGACUUCCGGCGGUAUCUCAAGCGCCACCUGCGGGAGCUGCCCGACUCGUCGAAAUCCGAGGCCAAGCAGAAGCUCAUGGGUCGAAGGGUCACAGGCACCUCCAAGGAUCGAUCCAGGCUGGAGCAUCAAAAGGCCAAGGAGUCUCAACAGAGUCAGGACCUUGUGAGACACGUUGAAGAGGAGCUUCGUGCAUGUACCCGAUCGCGUGACUUGGAAGAUAGGCCGACGGGGGCAAGAAACGACACUUAGUAGACUUAAUUGACUUAAUUACUUGAAGAGACCUCAAAACUAUAGAUACAAUUGCUUCCCUAAUAUGAUUGAAGAAGGGAUGUUUGCAUGCAUGCACACAUAGUCCUUGGGGGCUAUUACAGUGCUGUCUGCGGAGGUUGCUUUUCUCUUGUCUUUUUUCAGAGCACGGUUAGGCCGUAGGCUUGGAUGAAAAAGCAGAUAUUCCUAGACGCUCAGAGAGUUUAUUUGAACACUUCUGUAUGUACAUAUAAUAUACAAAAAAUACAACAACUAUAUUAAACAACUUGGAGGGUACUGGCGCAGGUGCUGGUUGCCUUUGGCUUGGCCUCUCUUUGAGUUGUUCAAUUAUUGGGGCUCCUCCAAAUCACACACCCCAAAAACGCCAUUGUUGUUUGUCAUUGUUCUUUCUUUGUAGAGCGACAAGAGAAUUGGUGCCAAGAGUUCUGUGGGCAUUUUCAGGAUCUUAGUGGCGACCAAAACCACAACUCUAGAUCCAGUUAUGAUGUGACUCGGUCACUUCCAAGGUUUGUGACUAUGUUUUUGUCAGGGUGCAGUGCACUCAAAACAGUUUGAGUUUCUGUCCGAAAUCGGCUGGUUGCAGAGGCUGUGUUGGUCAUCCUGCAAGGCCACAAAGUCCUCAAGAUGCAAGAGACCCUCCGCCGCCGCGGGGUGCAGUUCUUCCGUUGAAUUCAGUUCGGCGCGUUCCGAGGCAGGGCAGGUGCACCCUGGAUAGCCUCGUUUGGGUUAGGGAGGUUUCCUUGUGUUUUGCAGGCUACAAACAGCAAGCGCCAGGUUUUCUUCGGUCAGCGGUUUUGGGGGAUGUUGCCAGCUCCGUCAGGUUUCAGUUGGAAGACAUCCUCAGGGCCCGUCCCCAUUCCAAAAUCGGACAACUCUUGUUGCUUCACCGUUCAUGGGAUUCAAAGGAGCAGCUCUUUUCACUGGCAACUUGCAUCAGGCAAUGAUGCGCUGAUCCGAUCACGGCAUCAACAGACAUAGACAGCUGAUGUGAUCAGAACUGGGUCUCAUCCCUACGACAGUUCCUCUAAGGCGGUUUGGACAGAUGUUCCUCCUUGGAGGGCUAUGUUCGUUUGGGAAGUGUAGUAGUCGGACCUCUUCGGCAUUUUGCCUGAGGGGGUUUGGGUUGCCGCCACA
Molecule: messenger RNA, 2157 nt
Organism: Durusdinium trenchii
Lineage: Eukaryota; Dinophyceae; Suessiales; Symbiodiniaceae
Source: the annotation of a GenBank genome assembly